AUGACUGGCAACGCGACAAAGCCGGUGCAGCGACUCGAACAAGUCGCGAACCAUUUCAACGCCUCGCCGUCGACUUCAUCUCGAAAGCCUGUCCACGCCCACCGCUUCCGCCCUGCGAUCCCGAAAGGCCUGCCAGUAAAUUACACGCCCCUCAAUCCGGUCUCCUUCCUCCUCAAAGCGGCCAGCAUCCGCCCUCGCCAUCCCGCUAUCGUUUACGGCGAGAAGGCGUGGUCUUUCGAGUCGUGGGCAGAGCGCGUCGCCAAGCUCGCAUAUGCGUUCAAGGCGAGAGGGCUGGAGGAGGGAGACAGGGUCGUCGUCCUCGCACCGAACGUCCCCUUCAUGUCGGACGCCCUCCAGGCUCUUCCCGCCGCCAAACUCGUCAUGGUCACCGUCAACACUCGCCUGAACCCCUCCGAAGUCGCCUACAUCCUCGAAGACAGCGGCGCGAAAUUCGUCCUCGUCGAUUACUCGCUCGCGCACCUUUUGCCGAAGGACUUGAAAGCGCAAGUCGUUAUUUGCCAGGACUCGUACGACGCGAGCGACCCGUACGAGCAGUUCUUGGAGGAGGGUGCAGCGUACGACAGGAAGCUGGGCGGGAAAGAGUGGGCGGGACUCGAGGUUGUGAAGGAUGAAGAGGCGCUGUUCGCGAUUUCGUACACGUCGGGCACGACCUCCAAGCCGAAGGGCGUCAUGACGACCUUCCGCGGCACUUACCUCGCAGGCAUCGCGAAUGCGGUCGAGGCGCGCCUAACCGACUCGUCUCGCUUCCUCUGGACCCUGCCGAUGUUCCAUUGCGUCGGCUGGUGCUUCCCUUUCGCGUGCACCAUGGCCAUGUGCACACAAUUCUGCCUCCGCACCACCACGCUCAACUACGACGACAUCUGGACGCUCCUACAGUCCGGCGUGACGCACUACAACGCUGCUCCGACAGUGCAAAUCGCCCUCGUCAGCCACGAGAAAGCUCAGCCGCUGCCACACGACGUAAGAACCAUCAUCGCUGGAGCGGCGCCAACAGCGAAACUGAUCGAGCAGCUGGAGAAGCUGAACAUCGCGGUCGUGCACGUGUACGGUUUAACCGAAACGGAGGGUCCCUCUACGCGCACUUACUACGUCGAGAAGUCUUCUCCAACCUACUACCGAGACAUGGCGCGCCAGGGAUUCUCCUUCCUCACGGCCGACGACAUACGCGUCGUCCGCCUCACACCCGAAGGAUCCUCGCCGCCGCUCGACCCGGAGACAGGCGACUUGCAGGAGGUCAGCCCGAAUGGCGAAGAGGUUGGUGAGAUUGUCUUUAGGGGCAACAUCCUGAUGCAGGGAUACUGGAGGAAGGAGGAGGCAACCCGCGAAGCCUUCGCAGGAGGAUGGUUCCACACGGGCGACCUCGCUGUGCGCUAUCCCGACGGGACCGGCGUCCUGACUUUGCUUCUUCCCCUCCUAGCACAUCUCGUCAUUUCCGGCGGCGAGAACAUCAGCAGUCUCGCAGUCGAGAACGAGCUAGCAGCUCACGACGACGUGCACGAGUGCGCUGUCGUCGCACGUCCGCAUGAGAAGUGGGGCGAACGACCGCACGCCUUUGUCGUCCUCAAGCCCGGCUCGAAGUGGCACGGAAAGCACGCCGAGUUCGAGACGGAGCUCAAGACGUUCGGGCGGAAGAAGCUGAGCGCGUUUGCGGUGCCGGAGUGGAUCGAGGUCGUCGCGCCGGAGGAGCUGCCCAAAACCUCGACGGGCAAGAUCCAGAAGGUCGCGCUGCGGGAACGGGUGAGGAAGCUGUCGCAAUAA
This is a messenger RNA of Rhodotorula toruloides NP11, 1779 nucleotides long. RefSeq names its product AMP-dependent synthetase and ligase. NCBI's taxonomy places the organism in Eukaryota, Fungi, Basidiomycota, Microbotryomycetes, Sporidiobolales, Sporidiobolaceae. The coding region runs from base 1 to 1779 and encodes 592 amino acids. The record is from RefSeq and is a predicted model, not a curated record. The transcript has 9 exons.